ACCAAAUUAGAUAAAAUUUUACAAAGAACUCCGGCAAUCAAAAAAUAUUUCUUGUAUAUUUUAUUUAAAAAAAUUAGUUCUUAAAUAAAAAUUAAAUGAGAUCAUAUUACCUUUUAUGAAAUAUAUAAAUAUUAAUCUUCUUUUGUGAUAUAUUAGCGCUAUAAAAAAUGUGGCAUGAAGCUAGAAAACAAGAAAGGAAAAUUCGUGGUAUGAUUGUAGAUUUUAGAAAAAGAGCAGAGCGUCGGCAAGAUUUUUAUGAAAAAAUUAAAGCUGAUCCAACACAGUUUAUGCAAGUUCAUGGCAGAAAAUGUAAAAUACAUUUAGAUUCAGCAAUAGCAGCAGCAGGCGAUGGCUCGGCUAUCAUUGUUCCCUGGCAAGGUCAGAAGGAUAAUUUGAUAGAUAGAUUUGAUGUUAGAGCUCAUUUGGAUUAUAUACCGGCAGUUCAAAAAAGUAAUGAACCGGAGGAAUUGACAUUAGAAGAAAGGCAAUGCAAUUAUGAAAGAUAUAGAAUACUAGCACAAAAUGACUUUUUAAAUAUAUCUGAAGAGAAAUUUCUUCAUCAACUUUAUUUAGAAGAACAAUUUGGAGCAAAUGCUCCAACUGAUAUCACAAGUCCCAACACCGGAACAACUCAAAGUACAGCAACUACUAAAAAGAAACCGUCCACUGGUUCUGGUGCUGCAAUAGGUUAUAAUUAUGAAGAUAAUGAUAGUUCAUCGGCGCCUUUCAGUCAUAUACUAAGUGCUCCUACUGUUCCUCAAACCUCGAAUGUUGAAGAUGAUGACUCGGAAUCUGAUCUAGAUAUGGAUGUUUCAAUUGAAAUCACAAAAUUAGAUACAACCCAAGCCCAUGAAUUAAAUGGGUGUGGUCGUAAUUAUGGAAUGUUGGGAAAUGAUUUCUUUUCCUAUUUGCAUAAAGAUGCAGACGAAGCGGAGGCGCUUCGUAUGGCAAGAGAAGAAGAAGCUGAAAAAAUAAUGUUAAGCGGGAGGAAAAGCAGACGAGAGCGUAGAGCUCAGAGGGAGAGGAGGUUUAUAGGACGACCAUUGAGCCCGCCUAGUUAUGCUGCGAAAGAAGAGCCACAGGAAAAAGAAAACGAAAGUGCUGAUUCCCGUUCACCUUCACCAGAAAAUUCUGGGAAAAUUACGUACAUUACUUCAUUUGGAGGAGAAGACGAACUGCAACCUCAUUCAAAAAUUUCAAUAAAUUUAAAUAAGCCUUUUGGCAGCGGUAGUACAAUUAGCUACGCUGAAAAAGUGAAGGAAAAUCUUGCGAAACUAAAGGAAAUCAAUGAAAUACAGAAACGAAAAAGUCCGGAAUCUCCCAAAGUACCUAAGCAAUACUUAAGAAGUCGAACUAGAACUCGAAGUCGUAGCAGAAGCUAUAAAAAACGGUCUCGCAGCAGAAGUAUGUAUAAGAGAAGUGGUAGCAGAAAUUAUCGUCGAAGUCGUAGUAGGGAUCGUAGUUACAGGAGUCGUCGAAGAAGAUCUUCAAGUUCAAGCGAUUCAAGAGGUAGCAGUAUUCGCAGGAAAUCAAAGUCAAGAUCUGUGCAUCGAAAACAUGAUUAUUCGAGAUCAAGAAGUCCAAGACGUUCAAAAAUGCGUUAUACAAGUAGCCGAAAAAGGAAAAGUCCAUCAUCUUAUACAGACAGUAGUAAAUCGAAAUCACGUGAUAGAUCAAAAUCUCUUCCAAAAUCAAAAGCAAAUAUAGAAGUAGUAAACAAAGAAAGUGAACUUCAAAAUCAAACUAUUUCAGAAAAACCGUUUACUUUUGGGGAAUAUAUUGUUCCAAGUAAUAGUACAUUUAAUCCAAGUGAAUCAACAAACGUGCCAUUAACCUGUGGUAUCGUUCAAGUAGCAAAACCUCCUGUAACAUCACAAUUACCCCAGCCAAUAAUCACAUUUAAUAAACCUACAUUAUCGCCUAUACGACCACAACAGUCGCCAAAACCGUUGCAAUUUAAUCCUCAGCCGAACAGUUCUCCUAAUGAGGUAGAAGUUCCUAUAAAACGUUACUAUGGUCGACGAAAAAGUGAUGAGUCUUCCUCAAAUUCUGGCGAGGAUAAUAGUACUGAAGAUGAAACGGAUAAUAAAAAUGUUAAUGAAAAUUCAAAUUCUGAACCAUUUCCUGUAGUUGCUAAUAAUAUUAGUGGAAAUUCUGGUGCUGGUAAUUCAGGUACCAUUAACACGAACUGUUCUACCUACGAUGCCAAAUUGAAUAUUUUUCAGGGGCAAGGCAAAAUAAAUCCGAGAGACCGUUUGAAACGCAAAAUGCAAAUUUUAUUAAACAAGCAAUACAAGGCGGAUAAAAAAGCAGAAAUAGAAAGAACUGAACGUCAAAUCCAACAGCAACAAGAAAGAGAAGAUGAAAUGCGUGAGCUGGCACUUAAGCUUAGAAGACGGCAACGUGAAUUACGUCAUAAAUAUGGAACACCAUCACCAAUAGCAAACACAUCAGAAUCAGAUUCUGAAAAGCAAUCAACAGUAAUUUCAAUCAGUGCUGCACCUGUUAUAAACAAAGAUGCUCUUAAAUUAAUUAAAGAAAGGUCAAGAUCGAAAAGUAAAUCAAGAUCAAGGACCCCACGAGAUAGGGAACAUCGAAAAAGAUCACAAGAAAGAAUAUUUGAAACAAAAAGACGUAGUUCGAGUAGAAAUCGUGGAAGUAAUAUUGGAAGCAAUACAAUUGGUAGAGGAUUUAAUAGUAAUAAUAAUACUAAUCGUCGGCGUAGAUCUAAUUCAAUGGAUUAUAAAAGAGAUUCAAGAAGACGUUCACGUAGUUCCUCACGACAUCGGCAAAAUCAACCAUAUAAAUAUCGUCAAAGAAGUCGCAGUCGCGAUCGUCGAACAUCAUCGUAUCGUGAGAUUGAUCGUGACCGCGAUAGAUAUAAUAAUCGACGUCGUGAUGAAUUCCGUAAUUAUUCAAGAAACUAUAGAAGUAGAUCUAGAUCCAAAUCACGUGAGCGAAAUUAUAAUCGUACGAGACCACGUGAUCGUAGUAGAGAGGAUAAUAAUUACAAUAGACAGAGAGAUAGAACUAAUGACAAUCAAAGUGGUAUUGGUAAUAUUAGUUCAUCUUCACCAAAAGUUUUUAGUAGCACAAAACGUUUGGUUGACUAUUGAUAUUCAUUAUAAAAAAAUGUUAAGUUUUAUUAAAACAAAACUUUUGUUUAUAAUAUAGAGUGAAAAUUCUAAAAUAAAAAAAAAUAACUUUUUUGUUUUUCUAAUAUUAAAUUUGUUUUUUCUCUUUCAUCUCAUUUUUAAA
This is a messenger RNA of Condylostylus longicornis, 3258 nucleotides long. RefSeq names its product CLK4-associating serine/arginine rich protein. The coding region runs from base 168 to 3116 and encodes 982 amino acids. The record is from RefSeq and is a predicted model, not a curated record. NCBI's taxonomy places the organism in Eukaryota, Metazoa, Arthropoda, Insecta, Diptera, Dolichopodidae. The transcript has 7 exons.